Molecule: messenger RNA, 1080 nt
Organism: Sesamum indicum (sesame)
Lineage: Eukaryota; Viridiplantae; Streptophyta; Magnoliopsida; Lamiales; Pedaliaceae
Source: RefSeq, a predicted model, not a curated record
AUGUCGAAAAUCAUUCACAAGAUAGAGGAGGCUUUCCACCACCACCACCACCACAAGGACGAGGACGAGGACGAGGACGACAAGGCCGAAGAAUCCGUCGAGCACAAGCCGGAGCACGUCAGCCAUAGCGAGCAGCUGAAGGAGUUGAUGCACAAAAUCAAGAAGAAGAUAGGCGGCGGCCAUGGCAAGAAACGUCGGAGCAAAGGGCAUUAUAAAGAAGGAGAAGAAUAUAAGGAAGGCAAAGAGGAGGAGGAGGAAGAAGAAAGUCAGAGCGAGAGCGAGAGCGGGAGCGAAGAAGAGGAGGAGGAGGAGGAAGCUUUUGAUAUCAUGUCUUCUAGGUCUAGGAGUCUCUCCGUUCAUGUAUCCGCUUCUGAGUCUAAAUCGAGCUCAGAUUCGAGUUCGGUGUUGGGAUCGUCAGCGACCUCCGCAAGGGAGACCGUUGAAUCUGAAAUCAUGAUAGCCAGGAUUACGAACAAAACCAGGACGAAGAAGGGAACAUUACCUCCUUCAGUUGAUCGCGAACUGAAACGUGCAGCGGCGGCUGCCAAAGGGAAGUCCAAGGAGCGUGCACCAACUCCGACCCCAUCUUCUACGGACACUACAGCCUCCGAACAACAGUCAACUCCCAUUGAGGCCAGAGAUCAAACACCUGACGAGCAGGUGGAGGUAGUGGAGAUAUCUAAAGAUUGGGGAUUAAAGAGGAAGAGAAGAAGAGAAGCUGCGAUCCCUGAAGCAGAGACAGUUGAGCCAACAGAAAGCAUGAGUGAUCCCUCCUCGAGGUCUACUAGACAAGGCAGACUCGAGGCCAAGCUUGCUGUUGAUCGGGUCGCCGAACCCGAAAGUAGAAAAAGAUUUGCCACAUUUCAAGAGGUGUGGCAACGGACGAGAGAUGAGCGACCUUCCUCUGCUCGCAAUGUUGAGAUGUCCGGGGAAAAAUGGGUCCCCGAUUGGAAGAUGCCAGGCGGCAUCUGCUGCCGUCCGCCAGCACACGCGCACGUCGGCAGGGGCUGUCUGCACCGUCUGCUUCCGUCCGCCAAUGCUUUGGGGGAAGCUUGCAUGUGGGCAUCAAGAAGAGCUUAA